Ostrinia nubilalis (European corn borer) is the source of this 7233-nucleotide messenger RNA. RefSeq names its product TATA-binding protein-associated factor 172 (gene Hel89B). Lineage: Eukaryota; Metazoa; Arthropoda; Insecta; Lepidoptera; Crambidae. The coding region runs from base 184 to 6738 and encodes 2184 amino acids. The transcript is spliced from 40 exons. Gene Ontology annotation, molecular function: TBP-class protein binding; DNA binding; ATP-dependent chromatin remodeler activity. The record is from RefSeq and is a predicted model, not a curated record.
GCUUGGACGAUGCGCUUCCUCUCGUCGCUUUGGUUUUUUUUGUUUGUGCAAUUUGACGAAAAUGUUAUCGUGUGUGAUUAUAUGUGGCAUCAAUUAUGGAGAUAUUUGGAUGCAGUGACCUGAUAACUCCCUUGUUGUGCAAGGAUAAAUUAUACGAUCUGAAGUGAUUGAAAAACUGCCAAAAUGACCUCAAGGUUAGACCGUCUAUUCGUGCUGCUAGAGGCGGGGGCCGGCGCGGCCACCCGGCGGGCCGCCGCCAGGCAGCUGGGCGAAGUGCAGAAGGCGCACCCUGAGGAGCUACACCGGCUGCUGAGCAGGCUCAUGAAGCACCUUCGCUCGCCGGCCUGGGAGACCAGGAUCGCGGCCUCACAGGCGGUGGAAGCGAUAUUGGCAAACGUACCGGAAUGGCAUCCAUCUCCGUUUACGGGCAAAAAAGAAGAGAAAGAGAAGACAGAUCUGGAAGAGAGCGGGCGGCUGCGUUGCGAGACGUUCGACAUCGAGCGCGUGCUGCUCAACGGCGCGCACCUCAUGGGCUCCGAGGGCCACGAGUACGACAUGGACGAGGAGGCCAUGUCUGCUGCCGACUUAAAUGAGCGGAUCCUGAAGCAACGUCAGCAGUUGAACGCUCGCCUUGGCUUGGACAUAGCGGCGAACCUUGGGGUAGACCUGGCCUCCGUCUACAGCAACGAGGACCUGUGCCCUACGAGGCAGCAAACUAUUAAGACUGAAAUUCCCAGGAGGCCAGUUCAAGAGCUAGUCCCUAUAGCGUCAUCGAAGCCACUCAGCUCGCGAGAGAUGAACCUCGCCAAGCGAAAAGCUCGGGCUGCGUUCAGCAAACAAAAGUCGCGGGACUGCAGCGAGGAAGGCCCGUCCGCACCCCCCACUCCGCCUAUAGAACCUGAUCGGAAGAAGAUCAAGUUGGAACCACUGGAUGAGUUUGCUGUGGAAAACAGUAGUCCAGUGCCAGACUGCACAGGCGUAUGGGGGGAGUCAGUGCGAUGGCCUCUCGAGUGGUGGUGCUCAGCGCUUCAAGCGCAGCUAUUCAGUGCUGCUUGGGAAUCGAGGCACGGGGCGGCCAGCGCUUUGAGAGAGCUGCUGCGAGCGAGGAUAGUGGCUUCAGCGGGCAUACAGGCCGACGUGUCGAAAGAACAGAUGGACGAUGCCCACCAAGAAUGGUUAGAAGACAUGGCGCUGCGGUUGCUGUGUGUCUUAGCUCUAGAUAGGUUCGGUGAUUUUGUUUCUGAUCAGGUAGUAGCACCAGUGCGUGAAACAUGCGCGCAGACGCUAGGCGUAGCGUUCGCGCAGAUGAGGCCAGACCGCGUGCGCAAAGUCGCUGGCUUGCUGACAAUACUAGCUAGGCAGUCGCAGUGGGAAGCCAGGCACGGAGCGUUGUUGGGCUUCAAGUAUCUGCUAGCUGCGAGACAGGAGGCAGGCGUAGAAUGCGGCGCAGUGGAACAACUCGUGUCUGGUCUCGAAGACGUAGCUGAAGACGUGUCGGCGGCCGCGGCCAGUGCGCUUGCUGCCCAGGCGUCUGCUGCCGCGCCGCACGCACCAAGACUUGCUGCGCGAUUGUGGACCUUAUUGCAAAUGCAAGACGACCUAGCUGCGCCAGCAAAUGCCUAUCUGGCGCUGUUAGCCGCGCUGUGCUCGCUGCCUGAAGCCGCUAGUUUAUUACACCCCAUUGAUCUCUCGGACGUGCUCCCCCGCCUAUGGCCGUACCUCGACCACUCGACGAGCUCGGUUCGCAAAGCAGCCCUCCAAACCCUCAGGACUCUCACCAGACCUCUCAUCACGAGUGCGCCGAAAAACAACGGCGUCGAAAAUGGCGGCGAAAACGUGCCCAACGGAGACUGUAACCCAGACCGGUUCCUAAUGUGGACGCCGGAAUUAUUGCAAGAGGCUAUGAGACACGUGUACCAAAGGAUACUGUUCGAACAUGUCCAUGAAAUACAAGAAAUUGCGAUACAGGUGUGGGAGAACUUCCUUCAGCACGCGUCACUCGGAGUGAUCCUGGUGGCAGCGUGCCCCGUGCUGGCCACGUGGCUGUGCCUCGCCAUGCAGCCGGCGCGCCUGCCCGCCGAGCCCGGCCUGCUGCUGCAGCCGCCGUCUAAGCGUGCCCCGUGCUGGCCACGUGGCUGUGCCUCGCCAUGCAGCCGGCGCGCCUGCCCGCCGAGCCCGGCCUGCUGCUGCAGCCGCCGUCUAAGGUACGAAGGCUCCCUCCAGCACGCGUCACUCGGAGUGAUCCUGGUGGCAGCGUGCCCCGUGCUGGCCACGUGGCUGUGCCUCGCCAUGCAGCCGGCGCGCCUGCCCGCCGAGCCCGGCCUGCUGCUGCAGCCGCCGUCUAAGCGUGCCCCGUGCUGGCCACGUGGCUGUGCCUCGCCAUGCAGCCGGCGCGCCUGCCCGCCGAGCCCGGCCUGCUGCUGCAGCCGCCGUCUAAGGUACGAAGGCUCCCUCCAGCACGCGUCACUCGGAGUGAUCCUGGUGGCAGCGUGCCCCGUGCUGGCCACGUGGCUGUGCCUCGCCAUGCAGCCGGCGCGCCUGCCCGCCGAGCCCGGCCUGCUGCUGCAGCCGCCGUCUAAGCCGGCGCGCCUGCCCGCCGAGCCCGGCCUGCUGCUGCAGCCGCCGUCUAAGCGUGCCCCGUGCUGGCCACGUGGCUGUGCCUCGCCAUGCAGCCGGCGCGCCUGCCCGCCGAGCCCGGCCUGCUGCUGCAGCCGCCGUCUAAGGUACGAAGGCUCCCUCCAGCACGCGUCACUCGGAGUGAUCCUGGUGGCAGCGUGCCCCGUGCUGGCCACGUGGCUGUGCCUCGCCAUGCAGCCGGCGCGCCUGCCCGCCGAGCCCGGCCUGCUGCUGCAGCCGCCGUCUAAGGAGCGGCGCACGCGCACCAGUUCGGUAUCAUCAGACAGCUCGCUGCCGCCGGAGCUGCGGCCGAACCAAAAGUGGUUUGUAGGCGGCAGCGAGUCGCAACCGGCGGCGAUGCGCGACCGUAACGUGACGCGUGCGAGAGUCCUGGCUGCGCACGUCCUAGGUUACCUGUCGUGUUACCUCGUUCAACCCGCACCUGGUAUAGAGUACAAAGCAGAAGAUGAGAGCCCAAUAGACUGUUAUGUUAAGGUUAUGGUGGUGUACCUCCGCUCGGGCAGCGCGCUGCAGCGGCUGGUGGCCGGCCUCGUGGUGUCCAUGUGGGCGCGCCACAGCCGCGCGAGACUUCAACAUCAGGGAGAACCGAGUGACUCCACGAACGAAGAAGAGAAAAUGAGUAAACUCGCGCCGCCUUUACUGACGAGCACGCUUAGCGCGGCGCUCAACCAAGCUCUCUACUACGACGAGGUCGCUCUGACCUGCAAUAGGAUAUUACAAGAGGCUCGUGAUUUACACGCCAUGAUGAAGCAUUACAAGCUGGCGGUGGACGGUGAAGAAUUCAACAAUAUUCUGAGGCUAGAACAGGUGGUCAAUCUAACGCAAGUGACGCAGCCGAUGGUAGCGGCGAUGAAGAUCAAGCGAGUCGCGCAGACGCUUGAAGAGAGGCGGAAGAAUCUACAGUCGUCCGUCAACCAGUGCUGCGCGGAACAAAACACGUUGAAUGUGUCCGUCCAAGCAGCAUUAGCGGCCGCGUGUGCCAACUUACACUCUCUCCCAGAGAAGUUGAACCCAGUGGUCCGUCCGCUAAUGGAGAGCAUCAAGAAAGAAAGCUCCGAGGAGCUUCAGCAGAACUCCGCCGACACGCUCGCAGCGCUGCUGGGCCAGCUCGUGGCGCGCGAGCCCUGCCCCAACAACAAAGUGCUGGUCAACCUGAAGGCCUUCCUGAGAGUACUACUGGCCCAGCUCGUGGCGCGCGAACCCUGCCCCAACAACAAAGUGCUGGUCAACCUGAAGGCCUUCCUGAGGUGUGACCCAGAAGUGACGCCGCGUGUGUCUCUUGAAUGCACCGAGGAAGGCGACUCGGCCAGCGGCGACAGUGGGCCUGAAACUGUUAAACCAGAUGCAACUGCCGCCGCAGCCGCCACUCAUGGACCUACAAUGGACAAAUACAAAGGCAUCCUCACACUACGCGAGCAGCAACGCGCCUGCGAGGCGGGCGGCCCGCGCCGCGGCCGGCCCCCCGCGAACCACCCGCCGCCCGCCGCCAACCCCCACCACGAGCUGUUGCAGCACGAGGACGAGGCCCGUAAACUACUUAGAAUACAAAGAAGAGGAGCAACGUACGCGCUCACAAGUCUGACCAAAUAUUUCAACAACGAACUACCUCAAAAACUGCCUAAGCUGUGGGAAUUCAUCACUGAACCACUAUUGAAGAUAAUGACUGAUGCUGAGCUAGAAAGCCAAGAAGUGGAGCCAGCUGAAGAACUAAUAUCCCGCCUGCAAGUGUUCGAAGCGGUCAGCGCUCACGUAGGAGUUGACCUAUGGCCGCAGUUAUGCCCGGGCGGCGCUCAAGCUUGUUGUGUACUAGCGCGUCAUAUUCAUACCGCUGUGAGGCACAUGGCAGCGCGCGCUUUGGCGGCAAUGGCUGCGAGGGACCCUACGCCUGUCAUGCACACUGUGAUCAAUGAGUUAUGCCCGGGCGGCGCACAAGCGAGUUGCGUGCUGGCGCGACAUAUUCAUACUGCUGUGAGGCAUAUGGCGGCGCGCGCUUUGGCUGCCAUGGCUGCGAGGGACCCUACGCCUGUCAUGCACACUGUGAUCAAUGAGCUAAUCCCACUGCUGAGCGACGUGCGUUGCGAGCGCGCGCGCUGCGGCGCGGCAGAGGCGCUGGCGCGGACGGUGGAGUCGCUGCAAUUGAGAGUGGUGCCUUACAUUGUGUUGCUGGUGGUGCCGCUGCUUGGCCGUAUGAGCGACCACUGCGAAGCCGUCCGCGUGAUGUCAACGCGCUGCUUCGCGUCUCUAAUCCAGCUGAUGCCGCUGGACGGCGCCGUGGCCGAGCCGCCCGGCCUGGCGCCCGACGUGCGCGCGCGCCGGCUCAGAGACAAGCACUUCCUGGAGAAGCUGUUCAACCCCAAGUCCAUACAGGACUACAAGAUACCCGUGCCCGUGUCGGCCGAGCUGAGGAGUUAUCAGCAGGCUGGCGUGAAUUGGCUACGCUUCCUCUACGAGUACAAGCUGCACGGCGUGCUAUGCGACGACAUGGGUCUGGGCAAGACGCUGCAGUCCAUCGUUGUAGUGGCCGGCUCGCACUGGGAGCGCGCGCGCGCACAGCAACCGUCGCUACCUUCGCUCGUCGUGUGCCCGCCCACGCUCACAGGCCACUGGGUGUUCGAAGUGAACAAAUUCAUCCCUUGCAAGUUCCUACGUCCGCUACAAUACGUAGGCCCACCGGUGGAACGGGAGCGAUUAAGAGCUCACGUACGCCACUACAAUCUCAUCGUGGCUUCAUACGACAUCGUGCGGAAAGAUAUCCACUUCUUCAGCACUAUCAAGUGGAAUUACUGCGUGUUGGAUGAGGGACACGUCAUCAAGAAUGGAAAGACCAAAGCGUUUAAGGCGAUCAAGCAGCUGGUCGCUAAUCAUAGACUGAUACUGUCGGGCACGCCGAUACAGAACAACGUACUAGAGCUGUGGUCUCUAUUCGACUUCCUGAUGCCGGGCCUGUUGGGCACCGAGCGUCAGUUCACGGCGCGCUACUCGCGGCCCAUCCUCGCCGCGCGUGACGCCAAGGCCACGCCGCACCAGCUGCAGGCCGGCGCGCUGGCCUGUGAGGCCCUGCAUCGACAGGUGUUACCCUUCCUCCUCCGUCGCGUCAAAGAAGACGUGCUAAAGGAGCUGCCUCCGAAGAUCACGCAGGACUACUACUGCGAGCUCAGCGCGCUACAGCGGCGCUUGUACGAGCACUUCUCGCGAGAGCACAUGCCGCAUGACAUCACCAGCCACACCCAUGUCUUCCAGGCUCUCCACUACCUCCAAAACGUGUGCAACCAUCCAAAGCUGGUUUUAACCGGCGACCACCCCGAGGCGGCGCGAGUAGCACAGCAGCUGGCCGCGCAGAACUCCUCGCUGCACGACAUCCACCACGCCGCCAAGCUGCCCGCGCUCAAACAACUGCUCCUAGACUGCGGCAUCGGCACGUCCGCGCCCGACGACUCCGAAGCGGUGGUGUCCCAGCACCGCGCGCUCAUCUUCUGCCAGCUCAAGAAGAUGCUGGACAUCGUGGAGCAGGACCUGCUGAAGCGGCACCUGCCCGGCGUCACGUACCUGCGGCUCGACGGGAGCGUGCCGCCGCACCAGCGCCACGCCAUCGUCACGCGGUUCAACAGCGACGUGUCUAUUGACCUACUGCUGCUUACUACUGCCGUGGGCGGUCUAGGUCUUAACCUGACGGGUGCGGACACGGUGGUGUUCGUGGAACACGACUGGAACCCGAUGAAGGACGCGCAGGCCAUGGACCGCGCGCACCGCAUCGGGCAGCGUAAGGUCGUCAAUGUGUAUCGCCUCAUUACCCGCGGCACGCUCGAGGAGAAGAUUAUGGGGUUACAAAAAUUCAAGCUGCAAACAGCGAACACAGUAAUCAGCAGCGAGAACGCCGCCAUGGAAACCAUGGGCACGGACCAGCUGCUCGACCUGUUCCAGCUGUCGGCCCAGGGGCCCGCGCCCGCCGGGCCCAGCGCCGGGCCCUCGCUGGCCCUGCCCGGGCCUUCCGGGCCCCGCGUCAUCGAGGCGCUGCCCGACCUGUGGGACGACAAGCAGUACGAGGAGGAAUAUGACAUGUCCAACUUCAUCAAGGGACUGAAUAAGAUUACCGGCAGUUAAAGGACGAAAUUAAGAGCCCUUAUGCCCGUUUUCACCAUCCCUAAUUUUUAAGUGACCCCUAUGGUAACACUUAACAGGAAUUUGGUAUUCAUAUGGGUCACUUAAAACUUAGGGAUUGAUGGUGAAAACGGGCAUUAACCUCUUACCUACGGGAGGCACCUAUUGUUGCCAAGUCAAAAGUCACUUCUCAAUACGGGUGGCAUAUAUUGCUGUUUUGGCAAAGCCAAUACUAAAUCACGGUUUACGACAAAAAAACAAUAAAAUUGCAAAUUAAGUGUAAAAUGCGCUUGUAAUUAUGAAACUACAUUAGUUGCAGAAUAUAAUAUUCCAAAUUUAAAUACUGUAAGUCUCAUACUUUUUACAAACAAUUUGACAACUUAAAAUAUCCCGUAUUGAGAGGCGCACUUUGGUUUCCAAUGCAAUAGUCCGUAGGGAAAGGGUUAAAAACAUCAUUUUUAGCCCAGACUGCAAACUUUUUGUCGGCCGAUAGAUUAG